AAUCAUUCGAGGAAAGAGUGAUCUCUGGCUAGGAACACUUGAGGAAGGACAGAACAACAGAAAACAAGCCCUGCUGCACUUCCCCAUCCAUUUCAAUAUUGUGCAUGGCAGCUGAUGGCAAAGCUCUUGUUCCCUUGCGUCAGAAGAUAAGGAAGAAAAGUCAAGGAAUUUGUGUAAUGAGCCGCCGAAGGAUCUCUUGUAAGGACCUGGGAUUUGCUGAUUGCCAGGGAUGGCUAUACAAGAAGAAGGAAAAAGGAGGCUUUAUUGGCAGCAAAUGGAAAAAGUUCUGGUGUGUACUGAAGGGUUCGUCAUUAUACUGGUACAGCAAUCAGCUGGCCGAGAAAGCCGAAGGAUUCCUCAGCCUUCCAAACUUCACAGUGGAUAAAGCGAUAGAAUGCAAGAAAAAGCAUGCUAUGAAGAUCAUCCAUCCACAGAUCAAGACAUUUUAUUUUGCAGCAGAGAAUGUGGAAGAAAUGAAGAUAUGGCUAAAUAAACUAGGUAUGGCUGUCCUUGAGAAACAAGCCAGUAAAAAGAAUGAAGAAGAGUGCUACAGUGAGAGCGAGCAUGAAGAAAUAGAUGCGGAGAUGCCACCCCCUCCAUAUUCAGACCAGCCACUGCCACCUCAUUCUGACCAGGAAAAGCCUUCCUUGACAUCCCAUGUAUCAAGUGAAGUAUCAUGUUCUUUAUCCUCACCAGAAAGCACUAUGAAGUCACAAGGAUCCUCUUCUUCCUCAUUGUCCAAAAUAUUGUAUCCAGAGAAACAAUCAUGGCCAGACCUUGUUAACAGCCCUUUUCCUGGGGAAGAAGUGGGCAGCCAAUCUUUAGCUGUGUCUGGUGACUCUCAAGAAACUGAUCUUCUAGUGACAGACUGUUACAAAACCAUGGAAAGUGGUCACGUCAAACCUGAAUGUAACUUUCAGAUCUCUUUAAGUGAAGAUGCAUCUUCAUUUGGUAAUGACAAGGAUAACAUGGAUGUGCCUAGAAAAACAGCAGAACAUGGGAAGUGCUCAGAAGACGAAAUGGAGAAACUUUACAAGUCCCUAGAGCAAGCAUGUUUAUCUCCCAUUGGAGACCGGCGACCUUCUACUAAAAAAGAGUUGAGAAAAUCCUUCAUCAAAAGGAGCAAGAACCCAUCAGUUAAUGAGAAACUCCACAAAAUCCGAGCACUGAAUAGUACAUUAAAGUGUAAAGAACAUGACCUGGCCAAGAUUAACCAGUUACUGGAGGAUCAUCAGCUAACAGCAAGGAAGUACAGACACUGGAAGAAUACAAAUAGCAUCUUGAUUCAAGAUAUCUACCAACAGCAGGAUGUUCUUAAUGUGUCUGAAGGAAAUAUCAAGGAACAAGAGGCAAUACCGCAACCUUCUUUCAUCGAAAGUACUAUCUGAGAACAGUGAACUGUGUGGUCUCUUCCCCACUGUUUCUCUUCAUUUACAAAUAGUUUAAGCUGCUACAUAUUCAGGUUCUGUUUUUCUAAUAGCCGAUCAUUUACUAAAAUUGAAAGCUCAACCUGUAUUAUUUCCUAUCUCAAUAUUCCAUGAAGAUAGAAGUCCGAGCUCAUAACAAUACUAGCCCUUGGUAAAGCUUUGAGGGGAAAAUGUAUCUGGUAGGUGUGAAUCAGAUAUCUAUUUUUUAAAAUGGCUGACUUCCAUAGCAGGAAUAUUUAAGAAAGCAGAGUACCUGGAUAUUUGUAUUUUAAAAGAAUAUGUACAUAUAAUGUAAAUAAGAAGUUUUAGGUUAUUUUAAACUUUGCUGACAGAAGCACAAUCUUAAAUUGUAAAAAUGCUACAUUUUGCCAUAACUUGUCUUUAAAAGAAAGCUUCCAAUAAAAAUGUUAAUCCUU
Molecule: messenger RNA, 1843 nt
Organism: Hemicordylus capensis (graceful crag lizard)
Lineage: Eukaryota; Metazoa; Chordata; Lepidosauria; Squamata; Cordylidae
Gene: IPCEF1
Product: interaction protein for cytohesin exchange factors 1
Exons: 11
Coding region: 105-1388 (427 amino acids)
Source: RefSeq, a predicted model, not a curated record